Molecule: messenger RNA, 943 nt
Organism: Anguilla anguilla (European eel)
Lineage: Eukaryota; Metazoa; Chordata; Actinopteri; Anguilliformes; Anguillidae
Product: calcitonin gene-related peptide 2
Exons: 4
Coding region: 146-538 (130 amino acids)
Cellular component (GO): extracellular region
Molecular function (GO): hormone activity
Source: RefSeq, a predicted model, not a curated record
GGUUCAGGCGUGAUGCCUAUAACAGGACAGACUCUAUAGGCAAGCCCACAGAAACCAGUGGCAACACUAGUGCCUGUUGGGACCUCUCGCUGUACCUCCUCAUUGCCCUGGAUCUGAUUUCCAGCUCCUAAAUAAAGCUUUGUAUAUGAUGCACAAUCAGAAGCUGCCAGCUCUCAUUCUGGCGCUGUCCCUGGUGCUACGCUGCGUCACCGCCGCCCCCAACAACAGGUAUGAAGCUUCAUCCAGUGAACAAGCAGGUGCACGACCAGAGAGAGAGAGCUGGCUACUGCCUAGAAUGUCCAAACACACCUUUCCGAGCCUUGAUGGAGCGCUACCGCAGGGUGGGCUAACGGCAUUGAGCGGGCACCAAAUACAGAAGCGGAAGUGCAACACGGCAACGUGUGUCACCCAGCGCCUGGCAGACUUCCUGGUCCGCUCCAGUAACACUUUGGGCCCCCUGUAUGCCCCAACCAACGUGGGAUCUAACACCUAUGGCAAGAGAGACCGCCUGCAACCAACCAGCUACCUGCCACUGUAGCUCUGGAACUGUGUGGAAUUCCCUACCCUUCUGGAAUGACCUCACUAAGAACAAACUACAAAUAGUCUUAUAUCUCUUCUAUCUUAAACAUCUCAACAAUCAUUAAAUAUGAGUUUAAGUGGUAGUUUUAACCCUAAACUCCCAGUGCCUUGUGGUGCAACAUCUGUGGUCAUGAUGUGCAUUGUGGGCCUGUUUGAUUCAAUUUCCUUAUCUGUACACCUAUUACAGCCUGCCUGAAAUCAACUACUGCUUCUGUACUAAAAUUUCAGGCUCUUCUGAUUCAACUUCUCCAUCUUUACACCAGUCACAAAUUGUUUCAAUGCAGGAUCACAAAAUGGCAUGUAUGUAAAAUGUAUUGUAAAAAAAAAUAAAUGACCUUGAGCAAUUAUAUUUAACAGAACUGAA